AUGUUCCUAAACACCUACGCCUCCGGCUCCCUCCCCCCCGACAUCUUCACCUCGAUGACCGGACCCUCACCCGUACCCGUACCAGUACCACCCCCCUCCGCGUACGGCUCGAUCAUCGCGAGUGAUGGGGAGGUACAUGCGCCUAACCCACCCGACGAAAGUGACAGACAACGCGAAACUUGGAAAUAUCAAGACCAUUUUUUAGGCGCAGGAGGAGAUCAAAACCUAAGAAUGGAUUUUGAACGAUACGUGCAGAUCGCGACACGACUAACUUCUUCCAAAGUCGGUAACGUAUCUUUUUUCGAUGCGGCGGAUCAGUAUAUACUCGGUGAAGUCGUACAACCCUCUCCCUUAUCCACCAACACCUCCUCCGAAACCGUCUUCUCCCUCUCCUCACCUUUACGCCGCUCAACAGGAAUCUGUGCACAUGCGUUAUUGCAUGCACACUUGACGCCUGUCUACACUAUUUCGGAUAUGAGCCUGGAUUGGAGGUUUAGGGAGAAGCCGUUCGUUACGGGUGGGUUGCGGUUGAGGGCAUACAUGGGUGCACCGAUCUACGCUUCGGGACCGUUAGGCCCUGGCUCCGAACGACAUGCCCUUGGGGUACUCUGUGUCUUGGACGACAAACCACGCAACUGGACGCAGGAGGAACAAGCCCUCCUCCGACACGUCGCGGAUAUGGUCGCGGAGGGGUUGGAGAGUCGGAGGGGGAGGAGGAUGGUUGGGGUGUUGGGGGUUAUGGCGGAGGUUUUGACGGAGUUUACCGCUGGGGGGAUGAGGGGGGGGAAGGCGAAGGCGAAGGCGCAGCCUGAGCCGGGGUCCGGCGAGUCCGACAAGAAGGCUCAGGCUGCACCUUCGCCGGAGUUGGCUGGGAAGGAAAGAGAAGCGGAGGCGGAUGAGACGGUUUGGGAGAGGGCGUGUAAGAUGAUUGGGAAGUGUCUUGCUGAGCCGUUCGAUGUUGAUGACGUCGCGUGGAUCCAUCCUGGGGAGAAUAAACGGAGUGAGGUAUGGCACGUCCUCGAAUCGUGGCACGAUCCGCGCAAACCUCUCCAUGUCGACUCCCACUCUUCGGCGCGGUCGAUUGCGGCGAGUGCGGUAUCGACGUUAUUCGAGAAAGAGAAUGCAGAGUUGGGGGUAAUCAUUGACGCCGAAGAACUCGCACGUACACCAGCCCUCCAAUUCCUCUUCCCACCGACCACAACCGCCCUCAUCCUCGUCCCCGUCCGCCUCCACCGCGCGUCACAUACCCCGCACUCCGUCCUAACCCUCUACACCACCCACCCACGUCCUCGAUUGUCCUCGGAUGAGAGAGCGUUUUUGUAUCGGUUCGCGAGUGCGGCGGUGAGUGAGCAGGAGAGGGAUAAGUUGGCUGUUGCGGAUGCGGCGAAGGCGUUGUUUAUAAGUAAUGUGAGUCAUGAGUUGAGGAGUCCGUUGCAUGGGGUUCUUGCUAGUGCGGAGAUGUUGGAGGAGACUGGGCGAGUGACGGCGAGCUCUGGUGGUGGUGCUGGACUCGGCGGAGAAGGAGGAGAAGAUGAAGGAGGAGGAGGCGGGUUGUCGGUUGAGCAGAGGGGGUUGGUGAGGGUUAUCAGGAGUUGUGGAGGGGUUUUGUUGGAGGUCAUUAAUUCCGUCUUGGACUUUGGGAAGAUUGCGCGUGGUGGUUGCGGCAACUCUACAGACAAUCUCGGGAGGCGAGGAUCGAGAGUCGAUGGGGAGGAGCAUGCUGUGGUUGAUUUGGUCAAGUUGAGUGAGGAGGUUGUUGAGAGCUGUUUUGCUGGGUUCCAGUUUCGGAGUGGGAAUGUGAAUGUUGGGAAUGGGAGUGAGUCAUUGAUGUUGUUGUUCGAGAUGAAUCCGACAACACCGAGCGAAUGGCGCUUCCACACUCCGCACUCAGCAGCGAUUCGAAGGGUAUUGAUGAACCUCAUCACGAACGCCCUCAAAUACACCCCAAAUUCACCCACUAACCACGUCCGCGUCACCCUCUCGAAAACCUCUCCCACCUCCAUCACCCUAACCGUCGAAGACUCCGGCCGUGGCAUAUCUCCCGAUUUCAUCAAACAAAAGCUCUUCCAGGCUUUCCAGCAGGAGGAUCCACUCGCGAUGGGCGCGGGUUUGGGGAUGAGUAUUUGUAAGAGUUUGGUGCGGGAGACGUUGGGAGGUGAUAUCGAGGUGGGGAGUAGUGUGGGGAAGGGGACGAAGGUGUUGGUGCGGUUUAAUCUGAGGCUGGCGUUGUGGAGUGGAGAGGAGUUGCCGUAUGAGGGGUUGGAUGCGUAUCGGGUUUGGGUUGAGCCAGAGCAAGAAAGGGAAGAGGUCGGGAUAACGCCGGGGGAGGUGUUGUUGGAGCAGUUUGGGGCGAGGAGUCGUGCGGCGGAGUAUUUGGGCGGGAAUGUGGUGCAGGAGGUUGAGGAGGCGGAUAUUUUGCUUGUUGGUGAGCGAUCUCGGAUGGCUCUAGAUGAGGCGCCCAAGGACAGACUUGUCGUGAUGCUCUGUUCUGUUACAGAGAGGAAGCAUCUGAGCGCCGAUAUGCGACGGAAGAUGGGCGAGAACGUUGUCGUGGUUACUGUUCCGCAUGGACCUGGCAAAGUUCGCGCGGCUGUUCGUGCGGGGUUAGAGAGGAUUCACAGGAGAGGAGAGGGAAGUCCGACCUUGACGAGUGCGGUCGUUACGGCGAUGAAUGAGAUCUCUAUCUCAUAUCCGCCUGAGACGCCGACGACCGUAACGAGUUUUGCGACGACCGCGGUUAUGUCGGAGAUGGACGACGCGGAAGUGGGGUUACCGAGCGUGUUGGUGGUGGAGGAUAACCCCAUUAACGCCAUGCUCCUCAAAACCUGGCUCAAGAAGAAUGGGUAUCCGCACUACCAUGCGGCGAAUGGACAAAUCGCCGUCGAUGCCGUCAAGAAGAAGUUUUAUCCGAUUGUAUUGAUGGAUGUGCAGAUGCCUGUCAAGGAUGGCUUUGAUGCCACAAGGGAUAUCCGGCAAAUUGAAUCGGAGCAAGAUGGAGGAGUAGGAAGGAGAGCGAAGAUUGUUGCGUUGACGGGGUUGGACACUCCCGGGGAUGUCAAGAGGGCGUAUGAGUGCGGCGUGGACGAGUUUUUAACGAAACCUGUUAGUUUGAAAAAGUUGGGUGAGAUCUUGAAAGGAAUUGAAAAGGCGAGGCUGGCGGUCGGUUAA
Saitoella complicata NRRL Y-17804 is the source of this 3168-nucleotide messenger RNA. RefSeq lists its product as uncharacterized. The coding region runs from base 1 to 3168 and encodes 1055 amino acids. NCBI's taxonomy places the organism in Eukaryota, Fungi, Ascomycota, Saitoellomycetes, Saitoellales, Saitoellaceae. The record is from RefSeq and is a predicted model, not a curated record. Gene Ontology annotation, biological process: phosphorelay signal transduction system; protein autophosphorylation. The transcript has 2 exons. Gene Ontology annotation, molecular function: phosphorelay sensor kinase activity; histidine phosphotransfer kinase activity; protein binding.